Molecule: messenger RNA, 726 nt
Organism: Nelumbo nucifera (sacred lotus)
Lineage: Eukaryota; Viridiplantae; Streptophyta; Magnoliopsida; Proteales; Nelumbonaceae
Source: RefSeq, a predicted model, not a curated record
AUGGGUAGUGAGGAUGAGAAGGGGAAUGACGAAGACGAGAUUUCGAUUAAGCAGUGGAAGCAGAAGCCUUUUACUUGUUCCAUUUUCUUUCUCACCAGACACACCGAACUGAAUCAGACAUAUUCACUCUCACUCUCUCCCUCUCUAACCGGCGGCGACCAACAGCCACUACCGGUAACUGGAGAAGAGUGGGAAGUGUCACACCACUCUACCAUAACCGGCCAUGGAGAAAUUCUUGAGUCUCAACUCAGUGGUGGUGGAAGAGGAGCCACGCUCAGUAUGAUCACUUCCAGUACUCUUGUAUCAAUGCCAUUAACUUUGAUCUCCCUCACGUCAUACAAGACGCACCCUCCUAUCCUCAUAAGUGUGGAGCAUUACAUGGGAGGAUACCUCAUCUAUAUGCAUGGAUAUGUCAUGAUUGGAGCGAUGAUGCACACUGCUUGAAAAUUUUGAGAAGACGAGGGGAAGGCGAUCAUCGUAGAAUUAAUCAAUUCUUCCGGUACCCCCAGACACUAAUCUCGCCGCUAACGGUGUCUUCCAACUUGACAAUAUUAUGUUGGCACAUAAUCCUGGAGGAAAAGAAGAGAAAACCGAGAAAAAGUUUGAGGGCUUGGCCAAAGCUGCUAGAUUCGCUAGCAGCUUUCAAGUUAUGCGCUCUGCUUUUAACAGUUCCAUGAUGUUGCGUAAAAAUUAAUCAUAGAAACCUUUAAUUUUGAUAUCAAUCUA